AUCGUGUGGCUAAUAUUUUAUUCCUCAGCAUUCGAAAUAUAUGGAGGGGCAACUUUGGUUCUGUCACUCGGGUUAACCACAAAAAAUGGAAAUCACUUCUUGUUCCUCGUUCAAACUUCUAUCAUCUUCUUCGGUUCCCGUUUUCAACUUCCAGUGUAACUCAUCUUCCGCGAGGAAAGAAGUGUCUAGAAGAACAUUAUGUACGGCAGUGCCAUCCUUGUCACUUGGUAAAUCAUUUCUUCGACUUGGGAAUAGACUAGAUCUCUUUAUUUACCAGAAGCAGUCAUUUUAUAACCCUCAAAGACUACAUAAAGGUCAAAUAUAUGCUGCAACUGGCAAUCCAUCUUGGGACUUUGGUAGAUUUGUGAGGACAUUGUUCUUUUUUGAUGCUGUUCCCUCCCCUAUGAAGUUCAUUGAAUCUCUGGUUGAGAAACUAUCUGACCAAUCAUCAAGUGAGCCAACAAGGAAAAUGGAAUCUUCUGGGAUAGUUCUUGUUGUUGGUGCAACUGGUGGCGUGGGUAGAAGGGUAGUAGAUGUUUUACAGAGUAAAGGCCUGCCAGUCCGAGUGUUGGUUAGAAAUGAAGGAAAGGCAAGACAGAUGUUUGGCCCAGAUAUUGACCUGGUUGUUGGGGAUAUCACCAAGGAAAGCACUCUACCUCUUGAAUAUUUCAAAGGAGUCAAGAAAGUAAUUAAUGCUGCUUCUGUCAUUGUUGGCCCAAAAGAAGGGGAUACUCCUGACAGAGCAAAAUACAGUCAAGGCAUCAAAUUUUUUGAACCAGAGAUAAAAGGUGAUUCACCUGAAAUGGUUGAGUAUAUAGGCAUGCAGAAUUUGAUUAAUGCUGUAAAAGGGAGUGUUGGACUUAAAGAAGGAAAAUUACUUUUCGGAGUGGAAGGUAAUUCAUUUAGGGAUCUUCCUUGGGGUGCUUUAGAUGAUGUCGUGAUGGGAGGAGUUAGUCAGAGCACAUUUGUAAUUGACCCUAAAGGAGGUGAGACUGGCGGGGCAGCUGGGAUUUUCAGAGGAAAUGUGUCUACCGCUAACAAUGGUGGUUUCACUAGCGUGAGAACAAAAAAUUUUGCGGUGCCUGAGGAUCUUUCUGCUUAUGAUGGUUUUGAGCUGCGACUUAAAGGUGACGGUCGUCGAUAUAAACUUAUUGUCCGCACUAGCAGCGAUUGGGAUACUGUAGGUUAUACGGCAAGUUUUGACACAACGGAGGGACAAUGGCAAUCAAUAAAAUUACCGUUUUCCUCAUUGAGGCCUGUACUCCGAGCCCGGACUGUCUUAGACGCUCCGCCCUUCGAUGCACACAAUAUUAGUUCUCUGCAGGUAAUGUUCAGCAAGUUUGAAUAUGAUGGCAAACUGAAUCCAACUUUUGUAGAGGGCCCUUUCCAGCUUCCUCUGUCAACUGUACGGGCAUACAUGCAGGAACCAAUUACACCAAGAUUCGUCCAUGUGGGCUCUGCAGGAGUUACGCGCCCAGAUAGGCCUGGACUUGAUCUGAGUAAGCAGCCUCCUGCUGUCCGUUUGAACAAGGAACUGGACUUCAUUCUCACAUACAAACUGAAGGGAGAAGAUUUGUUGCGUGACAGUGGAGUCCCUUAUACAAUUAUAAGGCCUUGCGCAUUGACAGAAGAACCUGCAGGAGCAGAUCUUAUAUUUGACCAGGGGGAUAAUAUCACGGGGAAGAUAUCCAGGGAAGAGGUUGCUCGAAUAUGUGUUGCUUCUUUAGCGAGUUCACAUGCAUUUGACAAGACAUUUGAGGUGAAAAGCGUAAUUCCUUUCAGCGAGCCGUUCACAGUGGACCCUAAUAACCCACCUCCUGAAAAGGAUUAUGAAGUAUUUUUCAAGACACUGAAGGAAGGAAUAACUGGGAAAGAACUCCUGGAACAAAAUCCAGUCCCAACCGUAUGAUUUCAACUUUUGAAGUUUUACAAUGGAAGUAUUGUUAGCUGUAUUGAAGCAAUAAUAAGAGCAGGAAAUGUGAGUUUUACAUGAUGAGCUUAAAAUGUGUCCAGUGAUCGGUUUAUGACUAGUUCAACUUAACUAUCAAUUGUAACCCCGUGACUUGUAUGUAUGUAUAGAAUUCUUCCCGAUCUUGCAUAUAUAAUCACUGCCUUGUGUUUCAUUAAGGCCUAGAUAUGAUAGUCAUUGUAAUUUGAUACGAACCACAAAGUGGAAAGUAUGAAAACACACUCAGCAAACUCAUGUAUAUGUAUGAAGUCUCUAGUUUGUUGAAAACUUCUGUA
Messenger RNA from Spinacia oleracea (spinach), 2244 nucleotides. Its product is annotated as protein HIGH CHLOROPHYLL FLUORESCENCE PHENOTYPE 173, chloroplastic. The transcript is spliced from 17 exons. The coding region runs from base 86 to 1909 and encodes 607 amino acids. NCBI's taxonomy places the organism in Eukaryota, Viridiplantae, Streptophyta, Magnoliopsida, Caryophyllales, Amaranthaceae. The record is from RefSeq and is a predicted model, not a curated record.